AACCCUCGGUCACGUGAUACACGGUGUACUCCAUUCAGUUUUACCUGUGCACAGCAGACGAGAGUGGUGUCUCUGGUCGACUCCAUUGAAAAGCUGGACAAUAGUAUUGAGAGCAGCUAGAUAAUUCGUGAAAAUAUAGUCAGUAACAAUUGGUUGAUAUUAUAAUACCUAUAUAUAUGUUUUGUUAUGGUUGGUUGAAUAGUAUAUAUAUAUAUAUAUAUACAACGCACAUACAGGUAACAAGACAAACAGGUAGCAGGUACUUGGAGUGAUAUAUAUAAUAUACCGAUUCUGUGAGUUACCUGUUUUAGAAAACUUAGUGUUUAAUUCAAAAUUCCAAAUGAAGUAAAUUAUACAAUUUGUGAGGUAUACAAUGACCAUAUAAAGACGUAUUGUGACGUAGAGGUUAUUGUUGAGAAAUACCUGUGUUUUAACUUCUAAUGGAAUAACUAUAUAUUUACUAUAACAACUCAGUGAUUAUGGAUCUACACGUAUUUUGUGUUUUAUUCUAUAUAAUAUGUACAUAUUGUACUAUAUACACAUCAGCCCAGACAGCUAUCAGGCUCCGUCUACGAGAUGGCAUGCAGCCCGGGAACGGUGAUUAUCGAUCGGGUCGGUUAGAAGUGUCAUUAGAUGGUACAGAAUGGGGCACAGUCUGUGAUGAUUUAUUUAGUAAGAAUGCCGCUUCAGUAGUAUGUCAACAUUUUGGAUACGCACAAGGCGAGGUUGUGGCCAAAUCCUAUUUUGGAACAGUAACAGGUAACAACAACAUAUUCCUUGAUAAUGUGGAGUGUAAUGGCAGUGAGGCGAGGAUUGACGAUUGUAAGAAAAAUGUCUGGAAACAGAAUGACUGUGAUCACACAGAAGAUGUCGGUGUUUUCUGCUUUAAUGAUUUAUCUAAAGUAUUUCAGAUGCAGCUUGUUAACCGUAAAACAAAUAAUGGUGGAAUAUCUGGACGAUUGGAAGUGAAGAUGGGUAAUAUGUCGUGGGGGAGUGUCUGUGAUGAUCUUUUUAACGAUAAUACAGCAGCCGUUGCCUGUAAAUAUUUCAACUAUAAAUACGGCCAGCGGAUAACACAACAGUAUGAUGAUGGUGUAAGAACGUAUCUAGAUGAAGUAUUAUGUACAGGAACAGAAGAUAAUAUAUUACAAUGUAAACAUAAUAGUUGGCGAGAACAUGAUUGUGGAAAUGAAGAAGAUGUGGGAGUAGCCUGUUUUAAUUCAACCACCAGAUUAAGAACUAAAGGUGAUACAGUUGAUAACGCUGGAGCGGUGGAACUAUGGAAACAGAAUAGAGGAUGGGUGUUAAUUUGUGAUGGUGACUGGGACGAUCAAGAUGCUGCCGUGGCAUGUCGUGAAUUAGGUUAUGUAGAUGGCAAAGCGGCGACUGGUUCAGCUUUAUUAAGUGAGACGAUAUUCUUUACGCUUUCUUCGAGCUAUCAUAACGUCAACUGUACAGGUGAUGAAGUCAGUUUAGAAGAUUGUAAUAUGGACUAUUAUGGUAGUAGAUGUCCUUUAAACGGUCGAGCCUCGGCUGUUUGUUAUAAUACAACGAAAGACAAGGUUGAUAUGUCAUUCGAUACAAGACUUGUUGAUGGUGCCGACUACUGGGGACGAGUCGAAGUCCGUCACCUAGGGCUGUGGAGUCAGGUCUGCAUAAAGGGAACAUCCCUAGAAUGGUCCGAAAAUGAAGCCACGGUAGUGUGUAGAAUGCACGGCUUUAAGGCUGGAAAAGCGUUUGGUGAAAUUGCAUCAAUGGAUCAACCUUCUUGGUUAUCCAGCGUGAAGUGUAUUGGAAAUGAAAGUAGUUUGUUAGAUUGUGAAUUAGGACAAUGGGGACAUACCGUAUCAAUCUGUACCACUGCGCAUGUCUUAUGUUACAAUACUGAUAUAACCGUAAGUCUAUCAGAUCCCAGUAGUGCUUUUGGUCGAGUUAUCGUUAAUUACGACGGACAACAAGGCUCCAUAUGUAAAGCCGGUCUGACUCAUAAAGAGGCUCAUAUUAUUUGUAAAGAUCUAGGCUAUACAGAUGGCCGCUUGUGGGAACUUCCCCCUGGUGAAGAUAGAGGCAAUGGUUCAGUGUUUCUCAGCUCUCUCAAGUGUAGUUCCUAUGCAGAAUCUUUAUUUGAAUGCGAUAGCAAAGGAUGGAAUGUCACUACCUCAGAUUGCGCAAACCAUUACCAAGAUGUCGGCGUUAACUGUUUCCAAGAUGUGCGUCUGUUCCCUGGUGAUGAGAAAGUAGGAGCUGUAGAGAUUUAUGGGGACGACUGGGAAUCUCUGUGUGGUUCUUCAACAUUUGGCGAUACCGAAGCUUACGUGGUGUGUAAAGAACUAGGAUUUAAAUAUGGUCAGGCUUUGCCCAUGAAAUCGUUUGGUCGGGUUCCCGGUCCACACCGUCGUUCAGGCAUAACCUGCCUGGGUAACGAGACGUCCAUAUUGGACUGUGAUUAUGAUAAGACUACGGCCUCUUGCUUACCAUCGUCAGUGUCGUAUGCUAGUGUCUCCUGUUAUAACCAACCACUUCCUGCAGGUAGUCCUAAAUACCGCUUGUUUGAAUCGUCGGCGGAAGCGUCGUUUGGAAUUGUGGGGAUUAACGACUAUAAUACCAUUGGUUAUGCCUGUGAUGAGUUUUGGGAUGAUGAUGAAGCCAAGGUUCUGUGUAAAGAACUGGGACAUAUGGGCGGUGUAGCAUUUAAAUACUCAACCAGUUACAAUGGUCCAUUCUUCAUCAAUGAAAUCAACUGCACCGGUGAAGAAACAUCAUUGGCUGACUGUCCUAAAGGGGGAGAACUCUGUGAGCAAGUGGCUAGUGGUGGAGUUUUGUGUUACAGGCAGAGAGCCCCAGAAUUACUGCUAAGACAGGAUUCUGUGUCGGAGAUGCACCGAGGUCGAUUAGAGGUUACUAUUGAUAAUGAAGCUGGUACAAUCUGUGGUGAUAAAAAGUGGGAUAAUGAAAAUGCUGCUGUAGCCUGUAGACAAUUACCUGGGGGUUAUCGUGAUGGUGUAGCACUCACGUACCCCAGAAAACAAAAUAGCGCGACUUCGAACUACCUGUCAGGACUACGAUGUUUUGGUAAUGAGGACUCACUGUUCAAAUGUCCCAAUCCCGGAUGGAAAAAUGUUCUUGAAAGUUCUUGUCAAGACGAUACGGCACAUGUUGCUGGGGCCUUCUGUUUUAAAAAUACUCAACUACGUGGCGGUGUCGUGAACACGUCGUCUGCUGUUGGUAAAUUAAUGAUGUAUAAUGUGGACCGGUGGUUGUGGGUGUGUGACGAUGGGGUGGAUCAGGUCACUGCAUCGGUGGCUUGUAAAGAGAUCGGAUUUACCGGAGCAGCUAUACUGAAGGGUGACGAUAAUAUAUAUCGACCGACCUAUAUCAAAAACUUAAAAUGUAAUGGUUCCGAAAGUCAACUAUCAGAUUGCGUCCAUUCCAUUGGUUCGUGUGGCUUCGAUGAAGGUGUUCUUCGACUCCUGUGUUAUUCACUAGGCGAACAGAUGGAUACCAAAUAUCAUAUCGAGAAUGGCGACAAUGGACGCGUCUAUGUUGAAAGACAAGGUAGAAACGGAACCAUCUGUGAAGUUGGUUGGAGUGACACAGAUGCCAAUGUUCUUUGUAAAACAAAAGGAUACGCCGGUGGAGUGGCGUACGGGGCUAAAUCGUCUAGUAAUGCCAAUGAGUUGGUCUGGUUCAAGGAUAUUAACUGUACCGGAAGAGAGACAGAUAUAGGCUCAUGUAAAGUGAAUCUGACUGUGACGACAGAGUGUCGUCGAUCAAAAUUUCCAGCCAGUGUUCUAUGUUACAGCUCCACAGGUGUUGAUGUGAGACUGGCUAAUGGUGGUGAAAACUAUGGUCGUGUUGAGAUCCAAUACGAUGGUGUUUGGGGAACUAUCUGUGAUUAUGCCUGGUCGAGAUAUGAUGCUAGAGCAUUAUGUAAACAGCUAGGCUAUGUAGAAGGUCUGGCCUACGCCCGAUCUCGCUAUGGUAAUGGUGCUGGUCCAGUAUAUAUGGAUGAGAUGCGAUGUCGUGUGGAUGACGUGUCAAUAUUCACCUGCCCUAACCGUGGCUGGAACAACAGUGCUAGAUAUUGUCUAGAUCAUGACAAUGAUGUGGGUGUCUAUUGUUAUCCCAGAGUUCGACUUCCAAAUAAUGCUACGUUCGGUCCAGUUGAAUAUUGGACUGGAUAUUCCUACUCGAAAGUUUGUAGCGAGGGUUUCACUGAUACCAACGCCAAGGUGAUGUGUCGAGAACUAGGUUUUCUUACAGGCAAGGCGUUGUGUUGUUCGGCUUUUGGUGAUAUACAAGUGUUCAUCGGAGUGUCUAAUAUCUCGUGUACUGGAUCAGAAGCUAAAUUAGAAGAUUGCAGUAUGAAAGAAUUCGCACCAGUUUGUAACUCUAACAAAUAUGCAUCGGUGAUUUGUUCCAAUACCAUGGACACAGACACUUAUUCUGUGUCGGUGUCUGAUAAAUAUCAUGGCCGUGUGAUCGUUAAACAUAUGUUACAAGAUGGUUUUAUAUGUGCUGAUGAUUUCACACAACAUGAUGCUGACGUCGUUUGUAAGGAAGCCGGUUAUUACGGGGGAUUUGGCUAUCGAUACAGUAAUAGUCGAAUAUUGUCUGAUAUUCAAGAGUUACGAUGGGUAGGCAACAUGUCCUGUACAGGUCAAGAAACUAGACUUACAGAUUGUCCGAAUUUUAAAUGGGGUAAUCUCAAAAGCUGUGGAAACAACGCUAAUGAUGCUGCUGCUUACUGCUUUAAUGACCCUGCUAUGAGAAAUGUGUCCUUACGAUUACAGAACGGAACACAUAACGAGGGUCGUGUUGAGAUUCAGAUUAACGGAACAUGGGGAAGUAUUUGUGGAUUUAGUGUAGGAGAAAGGGAAGCUAAUGUUAUAUGUCAAGCACUAGACUUUAUGGGCGGUAUUGUUUUGGACAUGGGAAGUUAUGGAGAAUCGAAGGGACCAAUUCACAUUACUGAAAUGGAUUGUGAUGAAAAUACGAAAAGUAUAUUCGGUUGUUCUUUAGCAGGCUUUGGACAAGCAGAUGAUCUAUGCGAUACUCAUAUCUAUGAUGUGGCCGUCAGAUGCUAUGAUAAUAUACGAAUCUCUGGUUCCCUUCACAAUAAACGACAAAAUGGACGUGUUGAAAUAAACAACGGUACCAAGUGGUUGGCAGUGUGUGAUAAUACCUUCGAUGAUACCAGUGCUAAUGUCUUUUGUCGACAGCUGAAAUAUACUGGUGGUUCAAGACAAUGUUGUUCUAGUCUUGGAUCUAUAAGUCCCUUGGUGCCUAUAGGUAUAACUGACGUAAUGUGUGCAGGCCAGGAGACUGAUAUUCAGGACUGUAAAAUAAACUACGGUACCUGCUCUAGUGGACAGUACGUUUCGGUUUUCUGUACGGACGAACCCAGAACUACAGCAUUAGACGUUGUUUUAUCACAAGGUACACCUUAUUCUGGAAUUGUAAACGUAUCCAGAGAAAACGUUUGGGGCGCGGCCUGUGCUGACGGCUGGACUCACGACGAAGCCUCUACUGUUUGUAAACAUAUGAAUUUUUUGAAUGGUUACGCCCUCCCGUCGACAACCUUACCCACCGGAAUACCGUUUGUUAUUGGUCAUGUGAAUUGUACGAGUUCUACGAGUCGAUUAGAUGCCUGUACGUACGAUAAGUUUGAAGUUGAUCAUGGAUGUGGUAGCAGUAGGAAGGCGGCACGAGUUAUCUGUACAGACUCCAGUGUGGGUAUCCUCUAUAGAAUUAAUGGAACGGGUACGCAAGGAAGGGCCGAGAUUUAUUUUAACGGAAGAUGGGGAACCGUAUCGAAAGUUUUAUUCGGUGAUUUGGAUGCUAAAGUAUUUUGUAAAGCUGCUGGCUAUAAAGGUGGUGAAGAAUAUUAUCCCAUAAUAACAUCAGACAGCAGGGAUAAUGUACUAGUGUCAGAGGUUGAUUGCGACGGUACGGAAAAGAAUUUUCUAGAAUGUGGGGCAAACUGGGAUAUAGAUUACAACAAGGCUAUUCCUAAAUCAUAUGCUGCUUAUGUCAACUGCUUUAGAGAGGUGAGGAUUGAGAGAGGUGAUGGUAAAUCUACUGGGAAACUUCAUGCUUAUCAGAAUGAAAGAUGGGGAACCAUUUGUGAAGCAGGUUUUGAUGACAACGAUGCUGCUGUUGCAUGCAAGGUUUUGGGAUUCGAAAGUGGUGUGGCUUUGUGCUGCAGUCCAUACGGGUACAACUUCGAUUCUGCUGUUAUGUCAGAGUUGAACUGUACCGGAAGUGAAACGAGUCUAUCUGAUUGUAGUUUCAAGAAAUAUGAAUCUCUAUCACUGUGUUAUAGACAAGAGUACGCCUCAGUGGCAUGUUUCAAUGGAGUCAAACCGUUAGAUUACAACGUGAGUCUUGUUGGUGGCUCCACCUAUACUGGUGCUGUACAAGUUAUGUAUAAUGGUGUAGCUGGUCGAAUAUGUACAGACGGCUGGGACGACGCAGAUGCUCUCGUUGUUUGCAAGGAGCUGGGAUUCACCAAAGGUCAAUCAUACCGACAUUACAAGUCAUCGUUUGAGUUUUUCAAUUAUGCUGGACCAUACUGGACGUCCAAUAUGAAUUGUACUGGAACUGAGUCUAACAUAGGGCAAUGUGCUCACGAUGGAUUUGGUAGUGUUGAGACCUGUGAAUCGCGGCACUAUGCAGGGGUUUUGUGUUAUGAUAAUAGUGAAUUAUUUUACCGACUGGCUGGUGGUGGAGAUCAGUGGGGUCGAGUUGAGGUAGCUGUUAACGGUGUUUGGGGUACGGUCUGUGAUAGAUAUUGGGAUAAACGUGAAGCAACAGUAUUCUGUCGAGGUUUAGGAUUUGUUGAUGGUGAUGCAGAUUAUAACGACUACAAUAUGAAUGCUACAGGUGAAGUGUGGGAGAGUAAUCUGAGAUGUACUGGUCCAGAAAAGACCUUGAAUGACUGCCCACAUGAAGGAUGGACUGAAGCUUCAACAUUAAGUUGUCAAACACAUACCAGAGAUGCGCAGGUUUUCUGUUACACUUCCGUAAAACUAAGUACGGGUGUAGGUAAAACUGUAAAUAACGGACCAGUUAUGAUAAACGAUGGAGGAAACUGGUACAGGGUAUGUGAUAAAGGUUUCAACGACAAGGCAGCAUCAGUUGUAUGCAGAGAAUUGAAUUACACAGACGGGCGAGCUAUCUGUUGUUCUGCUUAUGGUACUACCAAUGCGCUUUCAACAACGAUAUUGACCAAUAAGACAGUGAGAUGUACAGGAGAGGAGAAGUUUGUUAAAGAUUGUCUGAAAGUAGAGAAAUGUGAUUCAGGUUUCUAUGCUUCAGUGGUCUGUUUCCAAAAUGAAACAGAGGCUACCGCUACAGGAUAUACUAUAACUACUGAAGAUGGCUCAACGGAAGGCAAGCUGACUGUAGAACAUUACGGUGUUGAAGGUAGAAUCUGCGGUAGUAACUGGACCGAUAAGGAAGCCUUGGUUUAUUGUAAAAGUCAUGGACAUUUAAAUGGUAUUGCCUAUCAACACUCGAAUCUAGGCACGUUUGUGUCUGAACGUACAUUAGGACCGUAUUGGAUGAGUAACGUGACUUGUUCCGGAACAGAAGAUGAUUUGUCGAGUUGCCAGUUUUCAGAUAGGAUGGGACUAGGUAACUGUACAGGUGACCACACUGCUUCUGUACUCUGCUACAAUACAUCAGGUAUUGAAUAUCGUAUGACUGAUGGUGACAGUUAUUAUGGACGAGUUGAAAUAAGUGUGGGUGGUGUGUGGGGUACUGUUUGUGAUACGUAUUGGAGCUAUUCAGACGCAGCCGUUUUCUGUCGUCAACAAGGAUUUAAUGAUGGGGUGGCACAAUCAGGCGCCAGAUAUGGUCAAGGAACCGGACCUAUUUGGUUGAGUCACAUCCAGUGUACAGGAAGUGAAAGUGCCAUCCACCAGUGCCCUCAUCGUGGAUUUAAUGACGACUUUUCAUCCAGUAGUCCUAGCUGGCCUUUUAGCUUGCCCUGUACCACCCAUCAAGAUGACGCCUCGGUAUUUUGUUACAAAAAUGUGAGAACCAACACAAGAUUUGGAGCUACUAUGGGAGGUCUAGAAGUCUACCAUAACAAGAAAUGGUCAGGUGUUUGUGAUACAGGUGUGGACAAUACCGUUGCCACUGUAGCCUGUAAGAGCCUUGGACAGAAUUUUACUUAUGGUCGAGUAUUAACAGGGUCUCCGUUUGGUGACCUACGAGCUGAUAAAAUUGGUAUAAAACUAAUAGUAUGUAAAGAGGGGUAUACUGAUAUCUCUAACUGUACUAUUACUGAGGGAGAUUGUACUAGCGGUUAUUAUGCUGGCAUAGCUUGUUCCACAACACCAUUCAACGAUACGGGACUGGGUGUACGUCUGGCAUCAGAUGGAUUAAGUGGAGAUCAUCACGGUAUUGUAGAAAUUAGACGUAACGGAGUAUGGGGCCGUGUUUGUAUGCAAGGUUGGGAUGACGUCGACGCUAAUCUCGCUUGUAAAGAUCUGGGAUUUAAAGGGGGUGUGUCAUAUCUACACAUAGUUAAAAACACCAAAGCUAUAUUAAUCAGAAAUGUGUCGUGUACAGCACAACAGAGCAGUUUUUCAGAGUGUGGCUACGAUACCACUCCUGAUCGUGAAAAAUGUGGAUUUGAUGCCAAUGAUGGCGGUGUCAUAUGUUACCAGAAAUCAGGUGUACAGUAUCGAUUGAAUGGAGAUAGUACGACUUCCGGUCGGGUGGAAAUCGGGUAUGAUGGAACAUGGGGUUCUGUAUGCUCCUGGUCCUGGAAUACAAACAAUGCAAGGGUCUUGUGUCGACGUAUGGGCUAUAAAGAUGGUACACCCAGAUAUGAUAUCCUUCCUAAUUUACCGAAUCUGAGACCAAUGUUAAAUGGUGUAUUCUGUGUUGGUAACGAAUCCUCGUUAUUAACGUGUUUAAAUUCGGGAUUUAAUUCAUCCCUCCUGUCCUAUCUGUGUACCAAAUCAGCUUAUGCCACGUGUUAUACAGAAAAACUUACGUUUACCAAGAUUCGUCUAGCAGGAGGUAGUGAUAAUAGCACAGGACGUGUUGAGAUAUUAGUUGAUAGUGAUGGAAGAUGGGGAACUGUGUGUGAUGAUUAUUGGGAUGACAACGAUGCUACUGUAGUAUGUACCCAGCUGGGCUGGAACUCGGGGGUUGUCUUUAAAGGAAAGGGAUAUGCAGCAACUAGUGGACCUAUCUGGUUGGAUAAUGUCAACUGUAUAGGAAAUGAAACUAAUUUCAACCAAUGCCAACACAGAGGAAUAGGAACACAUAACUGUAACCAUACUGAAGAUGCUGUAGUAAUAUGUUCCAUGGUUACAAAGCCGGCGCCGCCUACAACGGUUCGUCCGUCCACUACAACACUACCAUCAACUACACCACCAUCAACCCCGACACCAACAACCACACCACGACCACAAACCACAACGUCCGUCACUACAACAAAGUCACCACCGACAACACCACCAGUUCAACCUCCGGUCACUUCAACGAAGCCACUAACAUCAACAACUCUACCCACGACAGUUACCCAGGAAGUGACGUCAGUCGUUCCGCCACCCGCCGGUAACCCAGAUCCAGCUGCGGCGUCGUCAUCGUCGUCAUCUACCCUAGCGGUGGCAAUUGCGGUACCUUUGGUUUUGCUCCUUGUAAUAGUGGUGGUAGUGAUCGGCGUGGUCAUGUACAGAUGUAGAUAUCACCCUAAACAUAAUAUUCAACAUGAACGGUUCCAUGAUGACAUCAUAGAACAGACCCAUGAUGGAAGUAUUUCGAUGAGUAACCAAAUGUUUGAUAUGAACCUUAAUGAACCGGUCGAUCCCCUGGGAGAUAGUUCGGCGUAUAUGGCAGAAAACGCAGAGGUCACAAUAGGCGGUAAUGGAUACGCUCAUUUCGCAAAAUCUCCUGCGGAAACAAACGGGGACGCAAAUGGGGGUUUCAGCAACCCUCUGUAUAAUAUAGCCCGUCAAGAGACAAUGUCAGAUCCGGCCAAGUUAGAAAUAGAUGUACACGGUAUUGAUAACAGCCAUUCCACGUCAUAAUGUUUUUAUAUAUCCAGAGUUAUCCCCCCACCCCCAUGUGUACAUAACCCAUUUUAUACGAUACGUGUACAUAAAAGAACAUUGUAAAAUGUCUAGGGAAUCGUAGGCUCAACUACGCACAACAUCUUCUAAUACUUCAACCUAACGUCUUUCAAUGUUGUGAUAUGUUUAUAGGCGUUCCCCUUUAAGGUGAAGAAGUUAUGUAUGUCAGACUUUCCCUUUAACAUAAAGAUAUUCAGAGGACAUGUGUAAAUCUCGCUCUGUGUGCUGGAUUGAAUAACCUAAAGAGUUUGAUAAUACCCUGCAAUGGACGUGUCCAAAUUUCGGGUCUUUCAAUGUACUCGUCAAUCCUGCCGAGGUCAAGAAGACACUGUGGGGAGUAAUAAUCAAGAUUCGUAGAUAGAAUUAUAUUCUAAAAUCCAAACGGUUUAACUUUAUUCUUAUUGAAAUUCAAUCCGAUUAAAACACAGACCCUUUUUCGUUUCAUUUUUAUAAAGUUCAAAAUUUCGUUUUACUUGUCUUUAUGCACACUGAUCCGCAGUGAAUAUUUGCUUGGCCGCGACAAUCACUGAUAAGGAUGACAUUGAUGCGGCUUAAUGAGCUAGAAAUAUUAACUUUUUUCCUGCGACAAAUUAAAUUCUAAAACAUUUUUUGUAUAUAUUGGAAAAAUAAAUAAAGGCGUUUGACGUAUUUGUAGUUAAAAAUUAUUUCCAAUUUAGUGUAAAUGGGUAUUAAAAUGACUAAAAUGCAGCAUUCUCUCCGAAGCAGUUAUGUCUUAUGUAAACAAUGCACGCGCCAUUCAGCCAAUGAUUCACACCGCGUGCUGUGACAGCACGUGUUAAGGCAGUCAUCUAUGACAGAGAUAUUAUACGAGACUAAUUCUCUGUGAAACAGAUUGGUCUUUAUGUAGUGUAGGCCGGAGAAAGUAUUAAAAAACGAAACGAAAUAUAGGUCUGUAUUUUAAUCGGAUAAAUUGAAAACUACUGUUUUUAAUGAAGAGUUUUGUCAAUUUUUAUUUAAAAAGAUUGUAAUUUAAUUUUAAUUUGAUGAGAAUUUAUUGACCAUUUAAAUGGUUUGAUUUAUUUCCACUUUGGUUUAUUAUUAUUUAAGGAAGUGGUGGAUUUAUGAUAAUAUAUGGCUUUAUGCAUACAUUAAAGAUAUAUUAUGGGAGAUUAGAUAAAGAGCUGGCACUUCUCACUAUGAUAGUCAAAAACUAGAUAAUGUAAAGGCAAUUUGCUGAAAAUUUCAGUCAAAUUGAUCCACUCUGAACCGAGAAUUUAUCGAUUGAAUUUUCGGCCUAGCCUCGAUCAUCAUUACUAAAGUCGGUAGGAUAAAAAAUAUAGUCUCGAUUAUCCAUUUCAUAAUUAAAUUAUGAAUGGAAGACGAACAGCAAAUCGGAACCUAAUCCAAUAAACAUCGCAUUCUAGCGAUGUGAAGCCAUCGAGAGUUGAUUAUGGUCUGGAUAAUUUAAUUGUCUAAUUAAUAAUUUAGAAAACAUUUCAGGCCUAAAGAAAGACCUUGCAUAAUGUAUGUUUAACAGUCGUUAUAAUUGCUCAGAGUUAGCUGUAUCUGUGUAAAAUAGCUUUAUUUAACCUCCGCUUCCACUGAAAUAACCUCUCCAACACUCUAGAUCUAACUACGUCUUGAUAUCAAUGCUGCCUUCUCUUUGAAGUUUAUCUUUAGUCUCCUCAUUGAUUUAAAUCAA
This is a messenger RNA of Patella vulgata (common limpet), 11757 nucleotides long. RefSeq names its product deleted in malignant brain tumors 1 protein. Gene Ontology annotation, cellular component: membrane. The record is from RefSeq and is a predicted model, not a curated record. Lineage: Eukaryota; Metazoa; Mollusca; Gastropoda; Patellidae. The transcript is spliced from 34 exons. The coding region runs from base 480 to 10052 and encodes 3190 amino acids.